Molecule: messenger RNA, 4537 nt
Organism: Leptinotarsa decemlineata (Colorado potato beetle)
Lineage: Eukaryota; Metazoa; Arthropoda; Insecta; Coleoptera; Chrysomelidae
Gene: SERCA
Product: ATPase sarcoplasmic/endoplasmic reticulum Ca2+ transporting SERCA
Biological process (GO): calcium ion transport
Cellular component (GO): membrane
Molecular function (GO): P-type calcium transporter activity; ATP binding; ATP hydrolysis activity
Source: RefSeq, a predicted model, not a curated record
UCCAACGUUGUGUUAGCGGUGCCCGUUUGUUCUCCUCAGUUUAGUGAAACAUUGCAUAUGUGUUUUUCCAUGGGGGCCUAAAAGUACGUGUCGCUCGUAACCUUUCAUUUCACGAACUGAAAAACAAGUGCAUACACGGUGGGACCACUUUGUGAUUAGCGAAAGUGACACUCGGGCACCAUGGAGGACGGUCACAUUAAAACGGUAGAUGAAGUUUUGAAAUACUUUGACGCUGAUCCAGAACGAGGGCUUACCCUGGAUCAGGUCAAAAAGAAUCAAGCAAAAUAUGGACCUAAUGAACUUCCAGCGGAAGAAGGAAAGUCCAUCUGGCAGUUAGUUUUAGAACAAUUCGAUGAUCUUCUAGUCAAGAUUUUAUUAUUAGCCGCUAUUAUUUCAUUUGUACUCGCUUUAUUUGAAGACCACGAUGGUGCAUUCACGGCCUUCGUAGAACCCUUCGUAAUUCUUUUAAUUCUCAUAGCGAAUGCGGUAGUAGGAGUAUGGCAGGAAAGGAACGCAGAAUCCGCCAUCGAAGCCCUGAAAGAAUACGAGCCCGAAAUGGGCAAGGUGAUCAGAGGCGACAAGUCGGGCGUACAGAAGAUCAGAGCGAAGGAAAUAGUGCCUGGGGAUAUCGUUGAGGUAUCCGUCGGUGACAAGAUCCCCGCCGACAUCCGCUUAGUGAAAAUUUUCUCGACGACGCUCCGCAUCGACCAGUCCAUCCUGACUGGAGAAUCCGUCUCGGUUAUCAAGCACACGGACGCCAUUCCCGACCCGAGGGCCGUCAACCAGGACAAGAAGAACAUCCUCUUCUCCGGUACCAAUGUUGCCGCCGGAAAAGCUCGUGGUAUCGUCAUCGGGACCGGUCUCAACACCGCCAUCGGUAAGAUCAGGACGGAGAUGUCGGAGACGGAGGAAAUCAAGACGCCUCUGCAACAGAAACUCGACGAGUUCGGCGAACAGCUGUCGAAGGUGAUUUCGGUGAUCUGCGUCGCUGUAUGGGCCAUCAACAUCGGGCAUUUCAACGAUCCCGCUCACGGCGGGUCUUGGAUCAAGGGUGCUGUCUACUACUUCAAAAUCGCCGUAGCUUUGGCCGUGGCCGCCAUCCCCGAAGGUCUUCCAGCCGUUAUCACCACCUGUCUCGCUCUGGGAACUCGUCGUAUGGCCAAGAAGAACGCCAUCGUCAGGUCGCUGCCCUCCGUAGAAACCCUGGGAUGCACCUCCGUCAUCUGUUCUGACAAAACCGGUACUUUAACCACCAACCAGAUGUCCGUCUCGCGCAUGUUCAUCUUCGACAAGGUCGAAGGCAACGACAGCAGCUUCCUUGAAUUCGAAAUCACCGGCUCUACAUACGAACCCAUCGGCGAGGUGUUCCUCAAAGGACAGAAAGUCAAGUGCAGCGAAUUCGACGGCCUGCAGGAACUCGGCACGAUUUGCGUGAUGUGUAACGAUUCCGCUAUCGACUUCAACGAGUUUAAACAGGCUUUCGAGAAGGUCGGCGAGGCUACGGAAACGGCUCUCGUCGUUCUGGCCGAGAAAAUGAACCCGUUCAGCGUCACCAAGACUGGAGAUCGUCGCCAGAUUGCUAUCUGCGUCAGGAACGAGAUUGAAUCCAAAUGGAAGAAGGAAUUCACACUGGAGUUCUCUAGAGACCGCAAAUCUAUGUCGUCCUACUGUAUUCCCACGAAGCCUUCUCGUAUCGGAAACGGACCUAAACUGUUUGUCAAGGGAGCGCCUGAGGGAGUGUUGGACAGGUGCACGCACGCCCGAGUGGGCACGCAGAAGGUUCCUCUUACCAGCGCCCUGAAAAAACGUAUCGUCGAGCUGACCGCGCAGUACGGUUGCGGACGAGACACCCUCCGUUGCUUGGCACUCGCUACGGCCGACAACCCCAUGAAGCCCGAAGAUAUGGACCUCGGCGACUCCACCAAGUUCUACACCUAUGAAGUCAACCUGACCUUCGUCGGCGUCGUCGGCAUGUUGGACCCUCCUCGUAAAGAAGUAUUCGAUUCGAUCGUGAGAUGUCGCGCUGCUGGAAUCAGGGUCAUCGUCAUCACCGGAGACAACAAGGCCACAGCCGAAGCUAUCUGCAGGCGUAUUGGCGUUUUUGGCGAGAACGAAGACACCACCGGAAAGUCUUACUCCGGCAGAGAAUUCGACGAUUUGCCCACGUCCGAGCAAAAAGCCGCUUGCGCACGCGCCAGGUUGUUCUCGCGUGUAGAGCCCGCCCACAAGUCCAAGAUUGUUGAGUACUUGCAGAGCAUGAACGAAAUUUCCGCUAUGACUGGUGACGGUGUUAACGACGCCCCCGCCCUAAAGAAAGCCGAAAUCGGUAUCGCCAUGGGUUCCGGAACCGCCGUAGCAAAAUCCGCCUCUGAGAUGGUUUUGGCCGACGACAACUUCUCCUCCAUCGUAGCCGCCGUCGAAGAAGGUCGCGCUAUCUACAACAACAUGAAGCAGUUCAUCCGAUACCUGAUCUCUUCAAACAUCGGCGAGGUCGUGUCCAUUUUCUUGACUGCCGCUCUCGGUCUUCCAGAAGCACUCAUCCCCGUCCAGUUGUUGUGGGUCAACCUGGUCACAGACGGUCUUCCAGCUACCGCCCUCGGUUUCAAUCCUCCCGACUUGGACAUCAUGAACAAGCCUCCUCGUAAAGCCGACGAAUCUCUCAUUUCGGGAUGGUUGUUCUUCAGGUAUCUCGCCAUCGGAGGAUAUGUGGGAGCGGCGACUGUUGGUGCUGCCGCCUGGUGGUUUAUGUAUUCCCCUCACGGACCCCAGAUGAACUACUAUCAAUUGACUCAUCACUUGCAGUGCAUUGGAGGCGGACCUGAUUUCAAAGGAAUCGAUUGCAAAGUUUUCGGCGAUCCCCAUCCAAUGACGAUGGCCCUGUCUGUACUCGUAACUAUUGAGAUGUUGAACGCUAUGAACAGCUUGUCAGAAAACCAGUCGCUGAUUGCUAUGCCCCCAUGGUCUAACUGGUGGCUCAUUGGAUCCAUGGCUCUAUCUUUCACCCUCCAUUUCGUCAUUCUUUAUGUUGAUGUACUUUCAGUUGUAUUCCAAGUGUGUCCGCUGACAGUCGAAGAGUGGAUGACAGUGAUGAAAUUUUCAAUUCCAGUAGUAUUACUCGACGAGACGUUGAAGUUCGUCGCCAGAAAAAUCGCAGACGUACCCAAAGUCAUAUGCCGAAUGUAAAUAGCUCGUCACGAAGACAUAUCGAGCCAUUUGGAGUGCCCCCUUCCCAAAAAUGUGGAUUUUCCAUUUUCGUCCGAAUCGAAUAACUUUCUAUUUCCUUCACUAACCUGAAUGUUGCAAUAACAGGCAUGCGAGUUGAUUUCAGUUUCCGUAAUUUUUUCGUUAACGCUUGUCAUUGUUCUGUUUCAGUUGGUGACGUAGUUGUUGAUAGAUGGUAACUGCAAGCGUCAGACUUCCUGCUUUUUUUUUAAUUACCUGUUAGGAUAAUCGUUGAAAAGACUCUGGCUAGCUUACGUCUACUCUUUUUCUACCUAACACGGAAAGCGUAGUUUUCCGAUCUUUUUCACGCUAUUAGAGUCGCAUAUUAUUUUUUUAUGACUUACCUAGCUGUAGCUGUUCACUCCGAUGGCUUUAUUUUAAGUUGCAAGUGUUGUUUUCUUUGUUAAAUUCACUAUUGUCUUCCUGUAGACCUGUGAUUUGGUUUAAAGGCGCAUUAGAUGACUAGUGAUAGAGAGUCUUAGUGGAAGUUUCGGCAGAUGUCGCUGUACCAGUCGAGAUUUGCAAGAAAUAACUCGACCAGCGAAAUUUCCCAGUCGUUUCGAAAAACAUUCAUAAUAGUUACUUGGGAUUUACGAAAUAUUCUACUAACUUUGACAUCAGCUGCUUAUCUACAAUUAAUUGACAAAAAGCCUAUCAGCGCCAUCUAUUUAAAAAAAAAAUGUUUUCGGACUCUUCCUCUUCUCUUUGACAGCCUUCAAAAAAUGAAGAUUAGUUAAGGUCCGACCAUGGAUCUAUCUAAGAAAUUUCGUUGGUCGCAGCUGUAUUUCAAUUGAAAAAUCUAAUUGACACUCGGAUUUUACCUUGAAAAAGUAAAUAAUCUGUCCAGUAAAGCACCGCUGUGAUAAGCAAAUAACGAAAUCAGGAUCCGACUGGCCACGAAUCUGCCGAACCCAGACUUGGAAUUGAUGAAAUGUACAUAAACAUAUAUUUAGGAUAAUUAAAAGAAUUGUUAUCACUUUGUGCCCGAUGCGGUACGAAGCUUUGAACGUUAUCUGGAGACCAGUGCUAACCGCAGUCAAGAGAGGGGGAUUUAGCCCCCUCCAUCCCCCCUGAGUGUUGUGUUUAUCGCCAAGUUAACAUUUGGUUAGUGUACUUCCUACAAUGCGUUUAAGUGGUCCCAUCAUUUCAUUCAUUUAGAGGUUAGGGCUGGUCUCAAUAAUUGGAGAAAAGGACUGCGGUUUUUUAAGCAGUCCUCGUUACACAUUGUAUAGUUCUACAUUGUAAUUUACAUCAGUUUUGUAAACAGGAUAUUUGUGUAAAUAAAGUGAUGGCUUUCUGGCUGUCUUAAGUUCUA